CACUAGCGCUGCUAGUGGACAAUCAAACCUACACACCCACCUCCAGACACACUCGCAUUUCUCAUUUCUUACUUCUACUCUAAAUUAGAUAGCAAGACGCAGUGCCGGAGCUCACAGAUCGCAUAGAAUUAGUUUGAAGUACUAGCGGUAGUUAAACAGUAAAUCUGAAAUUCAACAUGGAGUCCCCUCCAGAUCCAGCGAGCGACCCGGGCAACAGCGCCUCGGAGCCGGCUACCCCGGUCAGGGAAACCCCGGUAAACCUGGAGACGCUCCGGAAAGCGGACCAUCCAGCCCCGGUUCGAAGGCAGACCUGUUCCAGCACCAACAGAGGUAUCUCAGUAACAAAGAAGACGCAUACCUCUCAAAUCGAAAUAAUUCCCUGCAAGAUCUGUGGAGACAAAUCAUCAGGCAUCCAUUAUGGCGUGAUAACAUGUGAAGGCUGUAAGGGCUUCUUCAGGAGGAGUCAGCAGAGCAAUGCAGCCUACUCCUGCCCCCGUCAGAAGAACUGCCUGAUCGACCGUACCAGCCGCAACCGCUGCCAGCACUGCCGGCUGCAGAAGUGCCUGGCAGUGGGCAUGUCACGAGAUGCGGUGAAGUUCGGCCGCAUGUCCAAGAAGCAGCGAGACAGCCUGUACGCUGAGGUCCAGAAGCACCGGCUGCAGCAGCAGCAGCGUGACCACCAACAACAGCCUGGAGAGGCGGAGCCACUCACACCUAGCUAUGGCCUCUCAGCCAAUGGCCUCACAGAGCUCCAUGACGACCUCAGCGGCUACAUGGAUGGUCACACCCCUGAUGGCAGCAAACCAGACUCGGCGGUCAGCAGCUUCUACCUGGACAUCCAGCCAUCUCCUGACCAGUCAGGCCUGGACAUCAACGGCAUCAAGCCGGAGCCCAUCUGCGACUUUGCCCCCGGCUCUGGCUUCUUCCCUUACUGCUCCUUCACCAACGGAGAAACCUCCCCCACCGUGUCCAUGGCUGAACUAGAGCACCUGGCCCAGAACAUCUCCAAGUCACACAUGGAGACAUGUCAGUAUCUGAGGGAGGAGCUGCAGCAGAUGACCUGGCAGGCCUUCCUGCAGGAGGAGGUGGAGAGCUACCAGAGCAAGCCCCGGGAAGUCAUGUGGCAGCUGUGCGCUAUCAAAAUAACAGAGGCCAUUCAGUAUGUGGUGGAGUUCGCCAAGCGCAUCGACGGCUUCAUGGAGCUGUGUCAGAACGAUCAGAUAGUGCUGCUGAAAGCAGGCUCUUUGGAAGUUGUGUUUGUCAGAAUGUGCCGUGCCUUUGACUCGCAAAACAACACAGUCUAUUUUGAUGGAAAGUAUGCCGGACCUGAUGUGUUCAAGUCAUUAGGCUGUGACGACUUGAUCAGCUCCGUCUUCGAGUUUGGGAAAAACUUGUGUUCUAUGCACCUGUCUGAGGAUGAGAUCGCCCUGUUCUCCGCCUUUGUGUUGAUGUCUGCUGACCGGUCUUGGCUCCAGGAGAAAGUGAAGGUGGAGAAACUCCAGCAGAAGAUCCAACUGGCCCUCCAGCACGUCCUGCAGAAGAACCACAGAGAGGAUGGUAUUCUUACAAAGUUGAUAUGCAAAGUGUCGACACUGCGAGCGCUGUGCAGUAGGCAUACAGAGAAGCUUACAGCUUUCAAAGCAAUAUACCCAGACAUUGUGCGUGCCCACUUCCCCCCCUUAUACAAGGAGCUGUUCGGAUCAGACUUUGAGCAGUCCAUGCCCGUUGACGGGUAGCAGCCCUGCCAGGUGCCAGUGUGCCCACCGUAGGGGAAUGUGGAGGAGGAAUCUGAGACACUUUAUUGGUGCCCUGCACAAACCAGAGCGGACAGAUGGCACGCUGUUCAACUUCUUCUUUUACAUCGGAGGGGAGGGCUUAGAGAGUUGAUUCUCAAGGUUUACUUUAUUGAAUUUUAGUUCUCUUUUGGAAGACUUGUGGGACCCGACACCCCAUGGGACACGAAGAGGAGAUAGGGACAAAUAAUUUCUGUCUGGUUGAACUUGGCCCUCUUUUGCGCAUUUCUAACAUGGAAAUUAAUGUCAUCCCUUAAUGUUCACCAGUAUUUAUUGCAUCAUUGCAUUAUAAUGAUUCAUCUGUGUAUCUGACUUGUAAUUGUACAAACAAUUACUGAGUCAAUUACAGAUUAAAAUAGCUGAAAUCUGCAUCGGUAUUAUAAUUUUUUUCAAAUUACAUUCCCAAAACAGUAUUGUCACAUUAAAAACAUUCAACACUUUUACCCCUGAUAUUCCCAAACAGCUGACAAAUGCGCACACUUUGGUCAAGUUCAGCCCCUUUUUUCUCUUGUGUUCAGUCGUAUCUUUUUGGACGCAAUUCUUGGAAUGAAAACUCACAGCGACUUUGAGGGAGGGUCUGUCGGCAUGGUGAUGCAAAUCGGCACCUCUCUGUGGACAAUCGUUUAAAAAAAAAAAAAAAGGAA
Messenger RNA from Epinephelus lanceolatus (giant grouper), 2437 nucleotides. RefSeq names its product RAR-related orphan receptor A, paralog a (gene roraa). The record is from RefSeq and is a predicted model, not a curated record. Gene Ontology annotation, molecular function: RNA polymerase II cis-regulatory region sequence-specific DNA binding; zinc ion binding; nuclear receptor activity. Gene Ontology annotation, biological process: regulation of transcription by RNA polymerase II. Gene Ontology annotation, cellular component: nucleus. Lineage: Eukaryota; Metazoa; Chordata; Actinopteri; Perciformes; Serranidae.